CCCGCCCCCGCACACGCGUGUCCCGACAUGUGCGUGUGCGCGGCCGCUUGUGCGCCUGCGCCGCCGGCCCGCGCCGCGAGGCCGCAGCCGCGGGGGGACACGCGUGGCCGGGGGACGCGCCGCGACACGCCGGGCCGGGCGAUGCUGCGGGCCCCGGGGCCGCUGGGGCCGCCCCCCGGCCGCCUCCUCCUCCCCGACGCCGCCGCCGCCGCCGCCGCCGCCGCCCUACGGCUGCUGCCGCCGCUGCCGGGGAUGGAGCCGGUGCCGAAGGCGGUGCUGGGGGGGGCGCUGGGCAAGCCCCGGCGCCCCGUCAUCGCCUGCAGCGUCUGCCAGAUCCGCUUCAACUCCGAGAGCCAGGCGGCAGCGCACUACCAGGGGAACCGGCACGCUCGGCGCCUGAAGGGGCUGGAGGCCGCCCGCGCCCGCCGCGGGGGGGACACCGGGGACACCCAGGACACCCCCGGCCCUGCGCCCACCCCGGCUGGGGAGACGCCCGACCGCACAGGUGAGCAGGCCCCGGCACCCGCAGCCCCCAGCGCCCCUGGGCCCCCCUCGCCCCCCGUUCCCCCCCCAGCCGUGGCGGCGCCGGCGGGGGGACCAGGGGGCGAGGAGGAGGAGGAGGAGAAGGCGAAGGCCAAGCGGCUGCUGUACUGCGCCCUCUGCAAGGUGGCCGUCAACUCGCUCUCGCAGCUGGAGGCGCACAACAAAGGGACGAAGCACAAGACGCUGGUGGAGGCUCGCAGCGGGCUGGGGCCCAUCCGCGCCUUCCCGCGGCUGGGGGGGGCUGCGGGGACCCCCCCGGCCGAGGCCCCCGAGCGCUCCUUCCACUGCCAGAUCUGCAACGUCCGCCUCAACUCCGAGCUCCAGCUCAAGCAGCACAUCUCCAGCCGGCGGCACCGGGACGGGGUGGCCGGAAAACCCAACCCGCUGCUGAGCCGCCACAAGAAGCCCCGGACCCCCCCGGAGCUGGCGCCGCUGCCCUUCCCCAAGGAGCUGCCGAAGGCGCUGGCGGGGGGGGGGCUGCUGCCGCCCCCCCUGGCCCUGGCGGCUGCCGCCGCCGCCAUGGCAGCCCCCCCGCUGGCCCUGCGCCCCCCCGGGCCCCCCCUCCUGCCCGGACCCCCCCUGGCACCCGCCCUGCUGCGCCCCGCCCCCGGCCCCCUGCGCCCCGCCCACGCCCCCCUCCUCUUCUCCCCGUACUGACCCCGGCAACCGUCACCCGGCAACCGUCACCCGGCAACCACCUGGCAAGUGGUACCCGGCCGUUACCCAGCAACCGCGACCGGCAACGGUCACCCGGCAACGGUCACCCGGCGACUCAACAGCACAACCCGGCGACUGUUGCCAUGCGACCAGGCGGUGGUGGUUACCCGGCAACAGCACCCGCCAACCACCCUGGAAUGGUUACCUGGCAACAGUCUCCUAGCAACCAACCACUGAUGGUUACCCGGCAACACCCCAACCGCCCCCAGCACCGGUUACCUAGCAACAGGACCCACCCACCCAGGAACCCGCCUGGCAACAGUCACCUGGCAACCACCCGGCAACCCCCAACCCCCUCUGGCAAUGGUUACCCCGCAACCUGCCUGACAACGGUUACCUGGCAACAGGACCGGCAUCCUGCCCGGCAACGGGCACCCAGCGAUGGUUACCCAGCAACCCCCUGAGCAGAGGUUGCCUGGCAACCAGGAGAUGUUUACCUGGCAACGGGACCCAGCAACAGUUGCCCGGCAACGGGACUGGGCCCUUGCGCCCAGCAACGGUUACCUGGCAACGAGACCCUGCAAUUGCACCCGGCAACGGUUACCUAGCAACCGUGCCCGUCAGCGGUACCUGGUAACAGGGCCCAGCAACGAUGACCUGACAAUGGUUACCUGGCAACGGGACCCAGCAACCGCACAUGGCAACGGUACAUGACAACGGUACUCGGCGACGGUACCCGGCGAUGGUCGCCCAGCAACCGUGUCUGGUAUCCGUGCCCAGCGAUGGUACCUCCAACGGCACCCGGCAACGGCGCCCGGCGAUGGUACCUGGCAACGGCGCCCGGCGAUGGUACCUGGCAACGGCGCCCGGCGAUGGUACCUGGCAACGGCGCCCGGCAACGGCACUCUGUGACGGCACCUCUAAUGGCACCCAACACCCGAUCCCAGCAACCGCCCUGGCAACCGCGCCCAACGAUGGUACCCAGCGACCGUCCCCAGCAACCGGCUGUACCUAGCAACCGUCCCUGGCAACCACCUCCCAGCAACCGCACCCGGUGACAGCCCCCCCCCCCCCCCGCCCCCUCCCCAGCUGCUUUUCAGGCUCAGCGAUUAUUUUUUAACUGGAAUUGGGAUAUUUGGCAGGAAAAACCGAUGAGCCCUCCCCCGCCCCGGCCCCACUGCACAACUCCCGCGGGGACGGGGACCCCCAGCGCCCCCCGGGGCAGGGUGGGGGGUCUGAGGGGGGGGGUCCCCAGCCUCCCCCCGCCCCCGGCACCUCAGGGAUCCGCUAAGCAAUCAGUGAUGGCUCACAGGGAAGGGAGCCCCCCACCCACCCCGGGGUGCAUGUGUCCCCCCAAGGGUGCCCCCCCCCACCCUAGGGUGCCCCCACCCCCACCCCAAGCCAUGACCUCUUGCACUGAGGGCAGCGAGCCCCGCACACGCCCCGAGUGGGGGCGGGGGGCACCCAUCACCCCCACCCCGGGCCCAGCCCAUUGCAAUAAUGCGGGGGGCUGGGGCACCCCCCACCCUGUAAAUAGCACCCUCUCCUUCCCCCCCACCCCCGUUACUGCCCCACAAGCACUGUGCCCCCCCCAAACCUGGUACUGCCCCAUCACUGUGCCCCCCCCAUCCUUAGUGCCCCCCACUAUCACUGUGCCCCCCCAACCCAGCACCCCCCCAUCACUGUGACCCCCCCAUCCUUAUUGCCCCCCACUAUCACUGUGCCCCCCCCCGCUAUCACUGUGCUCCCCCUUAUCACUACAGGCCUCCACACACACUUGGCACUACCCCCCCAACCCUUAUUACCCCACAACUCACACUGUGGCCCCCCCAAAACCUUGCACUGCCCCCCCCUCACUGCACACCCCCCCAUUUCUCUAUUGCCCCCCACCCCCAUUUGGCACUGGUCCCCCACUUUCUCGGUGCCCCCCCCCCCCCCCGUCAAUACUGUGAUUUAAGCAAAGCAAUAGUAGGCAAGGCGGGGGGGGGCAGGGUUUGGGGGUACACAGAGCCCUGGUACCCCCCCCCCCACAUCCGCCUGUCCCCACGUGUGUGUCCGUCCCGUCCCGUCCCCGGCUUUGCCCCAAUAAAUGAUGAG
Phalacrocorax carbo (great cormorant) is the source of this 3297-nucleotide messenger RNA. NCBI's taxonomy places the organism in Eukaryota, Metazoa, Chordata, Aves, Suliformes, Phalacrocoracidae. The record is from RefSeq and is a predicted model, not a curated record.